Molecule: messenger RNA, 2326 nt
Organism: Humulus lupulus (European hop)
Lineage: Eukaryota; Viridiplantae; Streptophyta; Magnoliopsida; Rosales; Cannabaceae
Product: CDT1-like protein b
Exons: 7
Coding region: 80-1975 (631 amino acids)
Biological process (GO): mitotic cell cycle; DNA replication checkpoint signaling; DNA replication preinitiation complex assembly
Cellular component (GO): nucleus
Molecular function (GO): DNA polymerase binding; DNA binding
Source: RefSeq, a predicted model, not a curated record
UCAGAUUUCCCGCCAUGAAAACCCUAAUAUACAUAGCAGACCCUUUCAGACAAUCAGUGUCUAAUCCAAACUCGCCAACAUGAGCUCUUCCGAACGCUCUUCCUCCAUACCCUUCAGAUCCAAGAAACCCCUAAGCAAAAUCCCUAAGGCCCAAAACCUAGAUCUUAGCGCUGUUAGCUCCAAGACUCCAGAGAAGCCGCCGGUGCUUCCUCGCCGGGCCGGGAACCGAAAUGUAGCUUUGUCUCUAAAGCAAGUAAGAAAAGCAGCUGAAAGCAUCCGUGAAUCAUCGAACCAGAACAGCCCCCGCGAUGGGAAGGACCGGAUCUCUUCUGCUCGACGGAAAAUCGUGGACUUUCCGGCGGGGAGCGCCGCCGGAAAGAAAAAGGCCGAUGCCGAUGUGCCUAAGUUACCGGAAAGGUUUGAGAUUCUUGGAGAGUUUUUCAAUAGUUUGGGUAAUUCGAUUCGGUUGUUGCAGCUGAAAGGUUCGGCGACGAAUUUUACUAAUAUUCGCCCGAAAAUCGAGUAUUUUACCGAUAGGAGGUUUACAUAUAGUCACUUGGCUCAGUUGAAAUUUAUUUUACCUGAGGCAAUUGAGAUAAAGAAGACGCUAAUAUUCAAUGAGAAAACGAGUUGUAUGAAGCCAGAUCUUCAUAUUUCUUUGAAUCUGGACGCAUUAGAGAGUGACGGGAAGUUAAAAUCUGAAGAUCGGAAUUUGUACCUUAGAAGCGUCUUCCAGUCCCGGCUUGCAGAUUAUUCAAGAUCUCAUCCUGAGGAUCUUGAAGUACCAAAAGAAAUGCUGCCAGAGCCAUUCAACCUUCUAGGGCAAGGUGUAAAUUCAGGCUCUAUUAAAGUUCCACCAUCAUCUUCUUGUGAGGCAGUAGCUGAUGUGCAAUCAGUUGGUCAAGAAUCUAAUAAAAUUCAUGAAGAACUGCAGGCAAUUCGGUCUUCUCCUAUAAAAGAGGACAAAGUGUCUGAUUCAGCACUGCUUUCGAAGACAUUAUCUGAGAAAUCUGAAAACCGACGACCUGCAGUAGCAACUCAUCUUCCUCAAACUUUCCAAAGUCGCUUUUCUCAAAGACUGAAAAGCAAUAAAGUAGAUGACAUGCCCCCAAAAUCAUUCAAGCCUUCAGCCCAACCUCGAGGUGAUUUAGUUGCUCACUCAUGCCCAAACACAACUUCCUCCAGUGAGGAAGUGGACUUUGGCAAGGAGUUUUCCUCAUUGAAUGCAACUCCGAGCAAAGUGCUAUCUGCCUUCAACAGCGACGAAGGCACUCCCAUAAAAAAUGCUAGUACUCAGUCAACUCCAGUUAAGCCUGCCUUCAACAGUGAAGAAGGCACUCCGAUGAAAAAUGCUGGUAUUCAGUCAACUCCAGCAAAGCCUGAUUCUACACCAGCCAGGCUGAUGACUGCCACACCUGUGUUGCGUCCAUCAAAGAGAAGUUACAUGAGCCCGGAGGAUAAUUCUAUUAGCGACAAGUUGGUCAGGCGCCAACCCCGCACUAGGUCAUUAAUUUUUGACAGCCCUGUUAAGAAUAACAGAGCUAAGGAUGAAGCCCUUGAUAUAAAUUGUGACUUGAUUGAUAAGGACCUUCUUGAUAUUCUUCCUGAGAAUCUUUUGCUUUCGAUUAGAGAAAAAGAGAUCAAAGCUAAGGAGGAACGAGAUCCAGCUAUCACUCUAGCAAAGAGGAGGCGACAGAUGAUUGCCAGCCUACCUAAGCUCUUCAACAUGAUUCAUUUCUUAUUUCAGUCAAUAAAUCGAUCUGUUAUCACAAAGGAAGAGCUUAUCUACAAGAUAAUCUCAAGCCAUUUUGAUGUUGUUGACAAAAGAGAAGUUGACGAGCAGCUUAGCUUGCUGGUGGAACUGGUCCCAGACUGGAUUUCUGAAAAGUUGGGAUCUGGUGGGGAUUUGCUUUUCCGUAUUAACAAAUUGACGAGUCCCGAGUCAAUUCGCUCGCGUCUUGAAGAAGCAAAGUGAAGCCAUUGUCAGCUGUUUUAAUAUUGCUGUAAUAAGUGAAGCAUUUUAGUUGCCAAAAAAAAGAAAGAAAAUAGAUAGGCUUAGAGUUACCACCCCUUCUGGGAGCUACCAGUAAGAAUUUUGUUAAUGAACUAUUUAUGCGAGGCUGAGGCACAUGUAUGUAUAUGACUAUAACGUAGAUUCAAUCAAAUAUAUUCAAGAAAGUCAGUAGUAGUUCCCAUUUACGUACCUCAUUAUGUAAAGUAGUUUUGAGAUAUAAGUGGGCACAGGUUUCUGGGUGCAGAGGGUUGAAGUUGUAGUUCAUCUGACUUGGAAUGGUAGCUCUUCAUUUUUUUGUUGUUUUCUCUUGAA